Messenger RNA from Pistacia vera, 1446 nucleotides. Its product is annotated as U-box domain-containing protein 33-like. Gene Ontology annotation, molecular function: protein kinase activity; ubiquitin-protein transferase activity; ATP binding. The transcript has 3 exons. The record is from RefSeq and is a predicted model, not a curated record. NCBI's taxonomy places the organism in Eukaryota, Viridiplantae, Streptophyta, Magnoliopsida, Sapindales, Anacardiaceae. Gene Ontology annotation, biological process: protein phosphorylation; protein ubiquitination. The coding region runs from base 1 to 1446 and encodes 481 amino acids.
AUGAAAGUGGAUGUAAGAGGCAUCAAUCUGUCCUGUUAUUUCAGUAACUUGUCCUAUUUGAUUUCUAAUCACGGCACACAAUUUCAGGCCAAAGCAUUAGAGAUUUCGUACAAUGAGUUGAGACGCAGGAAAGAAAUCGAGGAAGUACUAGCAAAUGAAAAACAAGAGUUUCAAAAUAUGAAGAAGCAAUGGAAUGAAGAGCGUUUAACUGCCGUGGAUCAGAGAGUUUCACUAGAAAACCAGGUUGCGACCUUUAAUUAUAUGAUUAAGAAAUUGGAAGAAGAAAAACUAUCUGCCGUGGAAAUGUCACAAGUUUACAAGAGGGAACAAGAUGAGUUGCUGGUGGAGCGCAACGAUGCACUCAAAGUAGCUGAGGAGCUUCUGGGACAACAGGCAGAGCCCUUCUCUGUUUUUUCCUUAGCAGAAAUCCAUGAAGCAAGUUGCAAUUUUGAUCCAUCCUUGAAGAUUGGGGAACAAGGAUACUGGAACAUAUAUAAAGGUUUACUUCAUUCCACCACAGUGGCUAUAAAAGUGCUGAACACAGACAGCUCGCAAGCUCACUCCGAAUUUCAACAGGAGGUUGAAGUUAUGAGUAAGAUCAGACAUCCGAACCUCAUCACUCUAAUUGGAGCUUGUCCUGAAGCUUGUGCCCUCAUUUAUGAAUAUCUUCCGAAUGGAAGCCUUCAAGAUCGACUCAGUUGUAAGGAAAACUCUCCGCCAUUGUCAUGGCAAACUAGGAUACGCAUAGCAACUGAUAUUUGCUCUGUCCUGAUAUUUCUUCAUUCCACAAAGCCUCGCAGCCUGGUAUAUGGAGACUUGAAAGCUGAAAAUAUUCUUCUUGAUGAUAAUUUAGUAUGCAAACUCAGUGACUUUAGAAUCCCGCACCGUCCUCGGGUUCUUGAAAUGGAAGAAGUAUCUCCCAAGUCGGAUAUCUACUUGUUUGGAGUUAUACUUUUACAAUUGUUGACUGGGAAAUCCCCUUUGAAUAUAGCAAAUGAAGUACAAGAUGUUGUGGUGGAAGGAAAUCUGGUAGCCUUUUUAGAUUUCUCAGCUGGGGACUGGCCAUUUGUGCAAGCCACACAAUUAGCACACUUGGCUUUGAGGUGCUGCGACAUUGACCCAAACAAACGACCAGACCUUGCAGCAGAGGUCUGGAUGGCGCUUCUACCAAUCAGAGCUUCUUGUGGAGUCUCAUCAUCAUCGUGGCUGGGUUCUCAAGGGCAUAGUCAACCUCCAUCAUACUUCAUCUGUCCCAUCUUACAGGAAGUGAUGCAAGAUCCUCAUGUAGCAGCAGAUGGUUUUACUUAUGAAAAAGAGGCUCUGAUGGGAUGGUUGCAGAGUGGUCAUGAUACUUCACCUAUGACAAAUCUCAGGCUUGCAAAUCUCAAUCUUGUCCCCAACCAUGCCCUUCGUUCUGUAAUCCGAGAGUGGCUUCAACAUCGUUGA